This is a messenger RNA of Phycomyces blakesleeanus NRRL 1555(-), 354 nucleotides long. RefSeq lists its product as hypothetical. The transcript has a single exon. The record is from RefSeq and is a predicted model, not a curated record. Lineage: Eukaryota; Fungi; Mucoromycota; Mucoromycetes; Mucorales; Phycomycetaceae. The coding region runs from base 1 to 354 and encodes 117 amino acids.
AUGCAGGGAUUACCAACCGAGCUUACCUCAUUCCUGACGACAUUGCAGAUACAAAUCAUGAAUGUGCAAAACAGAACCGACCAGUUGGAGCGACUUGCAGCAGAGAAUGCAAGACUAACCACUGAAUUAGACCAUGCUAGAACAACAAUUGCUAAUCUGCAGAAGCAAUUAGAAUCCCAGAGUGCACCUGAAAAUUUUUUUUCAGAAAUUUCACUUUCGAACUCAGCUGGCGCAGUAGGUCCUCAUAUCAACAACAAAGAACCAGGUCUGAAAGCCUCUACUUGGGCUAGUAAAGCCAGUGUUUCUCUUCCUGCAAUUGUACCAAAAGUGUCUACUGUUCCCUCUGCUCGCUGA